CAUAUGCUGCAUAUCGUAUGGAGGUAGUACUACAGGAAGAUGGCGGAAGCAGCGCAGAACAACGUGAAUAGGGAGAACUUGACUAUCGACUUAGACGUUCCGGCAGAGGCUAGGGGAACCCCCGAAGGUCAGGAGGGAACAUUUGGAGAUGUGGAUGUCGAUUUUGAGGAAGAUGAAGAGUUGUCACUGGCUCAAGACGAUGCAGAAAUGGUCGCAAAUGCCCAACUGAAACUGUGCUCCCCAUCUGAUGAGUCCAUGCCAGGCGGUGGAGAGGAGAGCCAGGCUACCAGCUCGGCAGAAGCCACGCCCUCUGCUGAAAACACUGAAACAAUCGACGUCGUGCAGGCGGAGGACACGUUUGAAGAUAUCGCAAAGCAUAACAUCAUACAAGUGGCAGGUGAUGACAAUGUCGGCAGGAAAUUGGUUCUGUUUUAUUGUUGCCGCCUUCCGCCAACAAAAACGUACAACACUUCCAGGUUACUCGGAUUCCUGAAGUACACCCUCGACCAGUAUGUUGAGAGUGAUUACACCCUUGUUGUGUUCCAGUACGGACUGGUCCACGCCAACAGGCCCAAUUUCAACUGGUUGACCCAGGCUUAUCAGAGUUUGGACAGAAAGUUCAAGAAGAACUUGAAGGCCCUUCUCAUAGUGCACCCUUCCAACCUGGUCAAGGUCUUCUGGGGCAUCUUCAGGCACCUAGUCAGCAGCAAGUUCAGUCGCAAGGUCAACUAUAUCCACCUCCUGAGCGAACUGAAAGGGUUGACAGACCUUGAGCGACUGGCCAUUCCCCAGACAGUCCUAGAGCAUGAUAAACGAGUGAUUGAGCGUCGUAAGGGGAAGGGACAGCGGUCAGCUGUAGAUCAAGACACGACGGCAAUCGACGCCUCAAAUAAGGCCCCUCCCAAAACUCAACAGUUUGGAGUGUCGCUGGACUUCUUGGCAGAGAAUGAAGGUGGAGAUCCAAUCCCCAAAGUCAUCAGACAAACAGUGGCCACCAUACAAAAACGAGGUUUGGAGACGGAAGGAAUCUUCCGACGUUGCCCCAAUGCCAACACAAUCAAGGAGGUUCAGCGGAUGUACAACGAGGGUAAGGAGGUGGACUACAAUGCCUUGUUGGAUGUACACGUUCCAGCUCUAAUCCUCAAGACAUUCUUCCGGGAGCUCCCCGAGCCUAUCAUGACCUUUGAGCUUUACGAUGAAAUCAUGAAUAUGCACGAUCUUCAAGACAACGAUGCCAGAAUAGCAGCCUGCCGAAGUAUCAUUUGUGAGAAGCUUCCCGAGAGGAACUACAUCAUCUUACAGCAUUUGAUGGACCUGCUACACAAGAUUUCAGAAAAUAGUGACAAGACCAAGAUGUCUGCCGCCAACAUCUCCAUCGUGUUCAGCCCCAACCUGGUCUGGCCUCGGAGCAAGGCCAUGUCUCUGGUCUCUCUUGCCCAAAUCAACUCCUUCGUCGCGACACUGUUGUACCACUAUGACGCCAUUUUCACACGGGAGGUUGCUGAGCAGCGGAGAGUGCCGCCCACCCGCGACCAUGACGACACAGGAGGGGUGACGCAGGAGACGACACCUGAGACGCACAGUGAGGGGCAACCCAAGGCGAAUGGUUCAGAGGUCGCGAAUGGAAAUGAUGCUGUGGAGAGUUAAGCAAAUUUUCCAUCUUGCUCACUUCAAUAAUCAUCUAUUCUGAAAGGUGUAAUGCUAGUCUCAUAUUCUUGGAGAAGAUUUCUCUUUUCGAUCAAUUUUUAUAUCUUCUGUGAGCAGGUUGGUGCCUGUUGAUCGCUUGUAAUGGGCCAUUCACUUAGCGUCCUGACUUCAGGGGAUCUAUCGGAGGGUGCCUUGAAGAAUGAUGAAAUGGUUAGGUGUAUGCGUUUCACGGAAAUUGAACCAGGUGGCAGGGAAAUAUUGUAGUAGAAAUCUUCAGUGGUGAAUAACAGAGAUGUUGUGUGGUUGGAGUCAG
Molecule: messenger RNA, 1960 nt
Organism: Acanthaster planci (crown-of-thorns starfish)
Lineage: Eukaryota; Metazoa; Echinodermata; Asteroidea; Valvatida; Acanthasteridae
Product: rho GTPase-activating protein 8-like
Source: RefSeq, a predicted model, not a curated record